This is a messenger RNA of Panonychus citri (citrus red mite), 1523 nucleotides long. RefSeq names its product perivitellin-2 67 kDa subunit-like. The record is from RefSeq and is a predicted model, not a curated record. The coding region runs from base 157 to 1464 and encodes 435 amino acids. The transcript has 2 exons. NCBI's taxonomy places the organism in Eukaryota, Metazoa, Arthropoda, Arachnida, Trombidiformes, Tetranychidae.
UUAUUGUCUAUCAAUUGGAGGGAAAAUAUUCUAAUUUCUCUUUUUUUUUGUUCUAUUCUAAAUUUUUUGUUCUCUUCUUCUCUUUUUCCAUUUGGUUAACCUUUUUGUCUGUUAUGUGUUCAUUUGUUUAAUUAAUUUUCUUUAUCAACAAUUAGAAUGAAAUUAAUUGUUUUCGUUAUUAUUUUGAAUAAUUUAAUUGUGUCCACGUUAACUGCUACUUCUAAUUCAUCUUCUAAAAGUAAUCGGUCAAAAGAUAAUGUUAAUUAUUUUGAUGGAUCUUUACUUAAGGAAAAUCAAUUCCAUUUUGCUUCAGCAAAAGAGGAUUUAUGUGGAUUAAUUGUUCCUGGAUUACAAAUGAUGACCCGUGGAAUUGAUUUAACUAAACUUGAUCUUCUACAUGAUUAUACUUCGGACAACAAUGAUGGUUUUGUUAAGUGUUCCUUCAUUGAAUUAACCUGUAAAAAGAAACGAAAAUUUUUUCUAUCAGGAUCUGCUUAUGAUGUUCCUGAUCAAGUUUUGAGUAUUGACUUACUUCCCCGUGAAACAAUUAAGACCCAUUUCUCAAUCAUAACCAGCCUUGAGGAGAUCAAAAGUGAAUUCAGGUUAACUUCAGGAAUAGAAGGACCUUUGGAUCGAGGAGCUUUCUCUCAAUCGGCUUCUUAUCAAAAGUACCAAUCGAUUCUAUUAAACUCUUCCAAAACCAUUGCGAGUUUACAGUUAAUAACACCAACAACUCGUAUUAAUUUAGCACCAAGGACAUCUCUUCGUAAAUCCUUAUCUGAAUUUAUGGAAGAUUUCAUGGCAGAAGAGUUACCAGAAAGAUAUGAAGAAGCACCGGAAAAAUAUCAAGAAUUCAUUGAAAAUUAUGGCACUCACUAUUUCCGUUCUGCGCUUUUUGGUGGUGUCUUCAAGUAUUUCACCCAGAUUGACACACCAACCGACACAUCAACAUCUAAAUCAAUGACGGAUUCGGAAUUAACUUCAUCAAUCAACAAUUAUUUCAUGUCUUUAUUAAGUCGCAAAGGUGUGGUCAGUAAAGUUUUCGAGAAAAAGGAAAACAAAGCAUUUAGAGAGAAAUUAUCAACUAACCAAUCUUAUUACGGUGGUGAUGCUUUUCUCCUCGAAGUAGAUCGAUACGAAAAUUGGUUACCUACCGUUCCCCGAAAUCCAUGGCUAGUUAAUGGACAAUUUGGCUCAAUAACCGAAUUGAUUAGAAAUGAAACAAUUCGCAUCGAAUUAACUAAAGCAAUUGAUAUUCACAUGGGAUUAGCUUACAUUCGCGAACUAUUAAGAUUAGCUGACCACCAAAUAAACAAAUUCCCGAGUAAAUUGAACAAAAUUAACCCGGUAUUGGACAAAGUUAAACAAAUGAUCAAAUUCCAAUUUCCAUCAUUGGAACAAAUUAAAACAAUGAUAAGAGAAUUAGAAUCGAUUAAAGUUUUAACAAAACUUUUCCAUCUCUAAUAUGUAAUUUAUAUUCAUAAAUUUAAUAAAAUAAUGUAUUCGAUACAUUUAACUGACAA